AUGUCACAAACCAUCGACCACAACAAGCGUAAUUACAUCGAAGACGACAUUAAGACUAUCUUGAACGUACGGAUCUUCAUUGAGCCUGACCGAGUUGACGAAUGGAUUGAGAAAUCCAAGGAGCUUUUUCAGAAGGUGAUGGCCGAACCUGCCUGUCGAUAUUUCGUCACAGGCCAAGUCGACGACAAGCCCGGUGAGCUGUGGUGGACAGAAGGCUGGUCUGAGUCCAAGGAGUGGUUGAUGCAGAAUCAAAUCACGAAAGACUACUAUGCACCGUACUAUGAGGCGACAGAGGCCAUGUUCAUCAAGCCCCGUAAGCCUCUCCCAUAUUCACCACACCCCCACGACAGAGAGACGAAGAGCUCCUCCGAGCAAGCUGAGGAUAUCACCCACACUUCUACGAACAAUUUCGCUGACUUAUCCUGUCCUCUGCUGUCAAAAGGCGAAUUCGAACUCGUGUCAACGCUCAAGCCCAAGUUUAGCAUGUUCAAGAUGCCGCAGACAACAUCGCAGUAG
Molecule: messenger RNA, 516 nt
Organism: Cyphellophora attinorum
Lineage: Eukaryota; Fungi; Ascomycota; Eurotiomycetes; Chaetothyriales; Cyphellophoraceae
Exons: 2
Coding region: 1-516 (171 amino acids)
Source: RefSeq, a predicted model, not a curated record